Colletotrichum gloeosporioides is the source of this 2871-nucleotide messenger RNA. RefSeq lists its product as uncharacterized. NCBI's taxonomy places the organism in Eukaryota, Fungi, Ascomycota, Sordariomycetes, Glomerellales, Glomerellaceae. The record is from RefSeq and is a predicted model, not a curated record. Bases 1 to 2871 code for a protein of 956 amino acids. Gene Ontology annotation, molecular function: GTP binding. The transcript is spliced from 11 exons.
AUGGAAAAGCUGAGCCGGCCGAGGAUUGUCGUCUGCGUGGACGGCACUUGGUUCAACGAGGAUGGACGCGAAGGCCAUGGCCACGGCAAUAACAGCAAUGUGUUCCGUAUCUACGCCUCGGUUAAGAUUGGGAAGACAAAAGAUGGAGACGGAAAUGAAGUUGAACAGGCAAGGCUUCCGUAUUUGAUUGCGAAGUAUUUCCCCGGAAUCGGUACCAACAAGAUGCCACUGAACAGAUUCAACGAUGGAAUGACUGGGAAAGGUUGCGAAGAGCAGAUCCAAGAGGUUUACGCAUACUGCUGUCGAGAGAUUGAAUCAAAGCACGACGAAGUGUGGUUGUUCGGUUUCAGCCGUGGAGCAUAUGUCGUUCGGGCCGUUUCCGUGCUCCUGAACAAUACCACGAUGCGCGAAGCUCUAAAUGUGAAGGAUACUUCAAUGUGGAAGGCAAUCAAAAGCUUUGGAGUAAGGCGCCGGAGGACUGGAUUUGCUGGGCAGGAGUUUCGGUGGCGCCGUGAAAACACGCGAGACCCCCCAAAGAUCAGAUUCCUUGGCCUAUUCGACACUGUUCAGAUGACCUUCGGCAAAGACACUGUCGACAUAUCCGAUCUAAGCUUCACCAAUGAGAUUCGACACGCCUUAGCCUUGAACGAAGAGCGAAAGACCUUCCCUCUGCUUCCGAUCGAUCCGAUUCAGAAUACCAAUGUCAAGCGGGACAGUCACCGCUGCAUCCAGGCAUGGUUCGUGGGUGCACAUGCAGACAUGGGUGGCGGGGCUGAUCACGACGGGCUGUCACUGUAUCCUCUCCAGUGGAUGAUGAUUGAGAGCAUGGCUGAGGGCCUAAUCCUCGACUAUGAUCCUCCUGAUUAUAUCAAGGGCCUGAUUGAUAGUCCUAUGGACCUUGCCUUCCCCAAGCCCCCGAAACUUGCUGACCUUGGAGACAAAGUCUUGGAGGCCGAUGUUCCAGAGAGUCUUAUCAAGACUGAACCAUGGACGUUUAGAUACUCCAGCGGGAUUGAGAUCACGAUGUACGAUCUCCGGCAAUCGCACAAUCACGGGAACUUGCAGCAGGUCCCAAGACGGAGACUCCAGAGACGUGUGGGGCCGAACGGCGAGCAGAAGAUUCGGUCUACGCAUGAAGUCCUUGUGAAUAAGGGAUUCAAGGGCUUCGCGCUGGGAAAUAGGCAUAUUUUCGACACUCAGAGACGCGGUUACUUGAAGGGAUACAGUGACGUUUCUACCAACGGAACGGUGAUACACCCAUCUGUCUACUUCUUAGUCGAUUGUUAUCCUACCCUGGGUAUACCCAAAGCUCUUGGCAAUUUAAUGGAUCACUUGGAAUCAUUCCGCGACAGCUUGAAGUAUCUCUCAGAAAAGGUGGAAGCGAGCUUCGAUCCCUGGCGCCGGGACUUCUUGGUGUCCACGAGUUGCAGGAUCCUGAUCUGUGGUAACACUGGGGUUGGGAAAUCUACGCUUCUCAACCGUGUCUUUGGCAUUGCAAUGACUCAGGAGAACUCCAACCAACGAGGCGAGCAUGAUAUUGAGGAGGCCUUUGAGUCGGAUCUGCACCCGGGCAUCAUUAUUCACGACUCCGAAGGUUUCCAGGCAGGCAACAGCAAAGAGGUCUCUGCAUUCAAGAAGUUUCUAAAAGCGAGGUCCGGUAAACCAGACAUCAAGCAGAACCUUCAUGCGAUAUGGCUGUGCAUCGACACGGACACAGACCGCCCAGUUCAGUCGGCGCUGGCGAAUGUAUUGCAAGAAGUUAUUGACAUUUGCCCCUUGACACCAGUUGUGGUUGUCGGUACCAAGAAGGACAAGUAUCUACUUUUCAAUCGGGGCCAAAUGAAUGAAAUGGAAUUGCUUUCGGCACGAGAAGCUAUCUUCAGACAGAAGUUUGCCGAAGAGCCAGAGACCUCUCCAUUCUGGCCAGAGCUCAAAGCUAAAGUCGCUUUCGUCUCCAAGGAUGACCAAGACUCCAUCAAGGCAUUGAUCCAAAUGACAAUGGAAAGCUUUAGCAGCCCAAUAGUAUCUGAGGCGAUGGUGGCUGCUCAGAUCCCGGAUAUCGACGCAAAAAUGAACCAGGCCAUUGAAAAGACGCUUAAGCUGCUCAGGGCAACCGUAGCUGCUGCGGGAGUUGGUCUCGGGACUGGAGUCGUCUCAGCCAUAACCACACCAACCAUCUCAAAGUUGCUCUGUCAAGAGAUUGCGCAUGGGUCUUUUGGCAUCCCAAAAGCCAGCGUCGGCGAUAUAAACGAUGUGCUUUCUGGCGUCGUCUGGAAAAAUCUAGCGCCGUUCAUGGCUAUGAGUCUGAGCCAAUCCUUGAUCAUCUGGGGUGGUGCUAUCUGCCUCACCUGUACCACAGUGGUUGGUGGUAUCCCGCUUGCCCUCGGAGCUCCACUUCUCGAAGCACCAGCAGCGGUGCGGAUGAUUCUCAAGUGCGCCUGUGAUCUGAUCCUCAUCUUGAACCAGGCUUUCAGCCAGUAUGGCAAAGGGGUUACUAAGGAGAAUAUCACAGCAGUUGCAGCCAUGUACUUGAAGAGUAAAAUUAAGACCACGAAAGAUGGCGUCGAGAUCGAAAAGUCUCGCAAGCGAGCCGUUCAUGGCGCUGUCAACGAUCUUGUCCCUUGGUUCUCUAAGAGGGCUUUCGAGGCUUACUCGAGGAAGACGUUGCCGAAGUAUCGUGAGGGUUUGAGGGACAUUCUUCGGGAAUACAGAUUUCAGCCAGGCGUAGUCACUGAGUUAGACUUGGAUGACAAAAUGACCCUUGGGAAGAACAGUAUUUCAUCUCUUUCUCUGGCGAUUUCGGAGGAUGAAAAGGAUAUGAAGUUGUUCAAGGGGGAAUUGAAGGAUUUCGAGGAUGGGAAUAACCGUUGA